UAAUGCAGAGGGUUAACCCCUUAGGUUCCAUAGUGAGUGUAACAAGUAAGCUUUACUGCAUAUCCAGAUUGAUUUUACUGUUGUGGUACAUACAUCUAAAGUACAAACAUGCAGGGGUGGACUGACCAUUUGGAAUCUCGGGCACUGCCCAAGGGCCCGGGGUCAGUAGGGGGCUCCAUGAGAUGCCCCUGUUAUCUUUUUCAUAGGCUUUUUUGAGUUUGGGCAAGGACACAGGGGCCCCAUGAUCCCCUAUUGCCCGGGGGCCCCAUGA
Molecule: messenger RNA, 271 nt
Organism: Staurois parvus
Lineage: Eukaryota; Metazoa; Chordata; Amphibia; Anura; Ranidae
Source: the annotation of a GenBank genome assembly